Messenger RNA from Labrus mixtus (cuckoo wrasse), 2777 nucleotides. It is a transcript of the gene garem2, whose product is annotated as GRB2 associated, regulator of MAPK1-like. The transcript is spliced from 7 exons. NCBI's taxonomy places the organism in Eukaryota, Metazoa, Chordata, Actinopteri, Labriformes, Labridae. Bases 149 to 2317 code for a protein of 722 amino acids. The record is from RefSeq and is a predicted model, not a curated record.
GUCAAACAUGGCGAAACUCUUUGCCAUCAUACCGCCACCCUCACCCUCACCAUCAUCCGCUUCAUCGCUAUCACCGUCUUUUACGCCACCGUCAUUAUCUUCACUGCUAUCAACACCAUUAUCUCCGGUACCGUGAUGACCCGGGAGGAUGGAGAAGUUGUCGGCGAGCCUGUCGGAGAUCACUUGGAGCCCGUUGGCGCUGCCGCUGGAUGCGGUGGUCAGCAAGUUCCGUCUGCCCACUCUGGUGCGCCUCGCCCACGGUGAAUGUGUGGAGGGUCUGUCCGAGGAGGAUGUGGUGCUUUUACACUCCUGUCGUCAGUGGACCACAGUGACCGCCCACAGCUUAGAGGAGGGACAUUACGUCAUCGGACCCAAGAUUGACAUCCCUCUGCAGUACCAGGGGAAGUUCAAGUUGUUGGAUGAGGACCGAGACGUCAGGGAUCCGGUCCAGUAUUUUGCCAGUGUGGAGGAAGUUGCUGGAGUCUUCCCUGACAGGGUCUUUGUCAUGGAGACGAUCACUUUCAGCGUCAAGGUGGUCUCAGGCGAGUUCAGCGAGGACAGCGAGCCCUACAGCUUCACUCUGCAGGCAGGAGAUGAGCUGUCACUCAUGGGGAAGGCAGAGCUUCUCUGUGCCACGCCCUCCAAGGAAAAGACGGGACUGAGCGCGCUGCUGAGACGCCUGGGGAAGACCCCUCGAAGUAAAACUCCCUGCCUGGUCUGCAUGAACCACCGCACCAAUCAGAGCGUCAGCCUGCCCUUUGGCUGUCGUGGACGCUUUUGCACACGCUCCCCUCUUGAACAAGGCAUGCUGGGAGGAGAGCACACGGUACGCAGCAUAAUCGAGAGGGUCCGCCUCCCCGUCAACGUCUCGGUGCCUUCGCGACCCCCGCGCAACACCUACGACCGCCACGCCGUCCGAGAGGGCCACCGCUACAAGCUGCUCAACAUCGUCAGCAAGACGGUGGUGCUCUGCAUGGUGCUGCGCCACCAGGAAGUCUCCCCCUCGCACUUCCUGCUGCUGCGCUGCAUGCCCCGCUUCAACGUGGCCGAGGCCUCUCUCCACGCGGCGGCGCUGGAGAGCCUUCUCUUGCGGCACUCCUUCGACCCGGAUGCUUACUCUCGCGCCGUGAGGGAAACCAGACCAGAGCUGGAGUGUAUGACGGAGGAGUGCGUGAGCCCGCGGCGGUCGCGCAUGUGUGUGUCGGGUCAGGACUCGUUAGCGCCAGCACUGCAGCGCCUCUCCAUGUGCGGGUACGGGGGCGGGGUUUCAGACAGCCUAUCGCAGCGCUGCAGGGACUCUCUCGGGGAGCGGUUGGGGGAGGGGCCAGGUGAGGAGCGGGAGUAUAUGACUCCCGAGUGGACUGAUGCAGAAAUGAGGACCAGUGAGGAAAUCCCUUAUGAGGAACUUUGGACCAAUCAGAACCCAGAGAGCUUGGGGAAGGAGCCGAACCUCAUCUCCUUCCACUCGUCUUCUUCUUUAGAUGGCACACUUGGUACCGUGCUAACAAGAGUGUCCACGCCGCCACCCGUACCUCCAAAAUCUGAUGCUGUGAGAGAGGAGUGUCGCUACUUGAUCGCCCCUCCUGUUCCCCCUCGCUGCUCUAAAGGAGGCUCCAUCUCCAGCCCAGCCCCCAGCCCUCCUGUCCCACCUCGCUUCCCCAAAGCCUCCACCUCCCCAAGACCCAACCUCUCCUUCUACUCCUCGGGACUUCAGGACAGCUGCUCGCCCUCUCCGGAUGCGUCCCUCUACUGUUACCCGUGCUCCUGGGCCGACUGCCCCGCCCCAAACCCCGCCAGUCCCGAGCCCAUCUCUGCUCUCCCUGCAGACAGCACAGCCAACCCACAGCCGGCACAGGCGGCCUGGGCGGAGCCGUGGGUGGACUCUUUUACCUCCUCUGGACCUCGACUGAGGCCGCCUCCGCAGAGCCGGUUCGCUCCCUUCGGGGCGUUAAACCCCUUCAACCGCCAGUCCCCCUGCCCCUCACCUGAGCCCACCGCCAACCCAACAACAGAUUCUUCCAGAGGCGCAGAAGGGGGUGGGACAUCCACAGGAAUAACUGAGGGCCUGUCCGCGCCCCCUGAUCCCACCUGGCGUCCUCCUUCUGACCUCUCUGUGCUGUCACUGGAGGAAGUGUCCGCCUGCCUUCGCUUCAUCGGCCUUUCAGAGGCAGCAGUGGGCGUGUUCCAGAGGGAGCGGAUCGAUGGCAGCCUCCUGGUGCAGCUAACCGAGGACAUCCUGUCACAGGACUUCCACCUGAGCCGACUCCAUGUCACUAAGAUCUCACAGUUCAUACAGGGCUGGAGGCCGAAGAUUUAAAACACACACACACACACACACACACACACACACACACACACACACACUGUCCUGAAAAUGUGCCUGUUGGCUGCUGAGCCGUCCUGAAUGUGCCUUCCACUGUGACCAAGCGACUGCUGAGCCCCUGUGACUCAAGCUGACACUUUGCUGAAGGAAACAACGCCACCCUGUGGUCAAAAAACCUUGAAUAUUGGCUUCACACCACAAGUUUAUAAAAAAGACUGUUUGAAUCACACACUGGGACUACUAGGUUUACUAACAAAUGGCUAAAACAGAAUGUUAUAUGUUGAAAGUUUUCUAUUUAAAUUUGUUUUUCGGGGCAGGAAGUCAAGAAUUAGUUCAUCCUCACGCUUCAGCUGGAAGUUUAAGCUCCACAUGGAUUAGUGCGGCCUUCAGCACAUGAAAUCUGAUACGAGGGAAAACAUGCCUUCAGUUUUAAUAAAGAAUUUCUGAAGCUGUA